Messenger RNA from Toxotes jaculatrix (banded archerfish), 4106 nucleotides. It is a transcript of the gene ccn1l2, whose product is annotated as cellular communication network factor 1, like 2. Bases 2076 to 3227 code for a protein of 383 amino acids. The record is from RefSeq and is a predicted model, not a curated record. The transcript is spliced from 5 exons. Gene Ontology annotation, molecular function: protein binding. Gene Ontology annotation, biological process: signal transduction. Lineage: Eukaryota; Metazoa; Chordata; Actinopteri; Toxotidae. Gene Ontology annotation, cellular component: extracellular region.
AGAAAAUUCUGGAUUUUAGCUGGUUUUUGCAUUUGAAACAAAAAAAAAACAAAAAAAACAAAAAGACUUUUAAGUGUAAACACUUUAAAGGAAGGACUCGUUAGGCUGACGGUGGUGGGAGAUAUCGAGAUGAGAAAAUAAAUGUGGGCAGUGGUGUGAUGAAGUGCGGACGACUCUUGACCUACAUGUAUUUUGGAAAUGUUUGCCUGACUGACAAACAAUGGUUGGCACAUGACACUGGCAACCCCCGACUCCCCCCCAAAUCCCCGCUCCUCCCACUCCUCCAUCAGUGUCUGACGCAGCGUGGCCAGUACACACAUCCUGCCUUUGUGGGCCAGGAAUGCUAAGAAUCCAGACUCCUGCCCUCCCUGCUGCUGCUGCCCAACAAGGUGCUCUCACCCCACCUCCUCCCCCUUAUGCCCCAUCUCAUCCCAGUGAACCCCCUCAGUGGUUUUACAGCACAGCCGGCUGGGUGUCUGGGUGCCUGCUUGCGUAAGUCUGUGCACUGUGUGUGGUUUGAUCUGACUGUGUGCGCACAGUAACAUCACUGCUUCAGUCUGGAGCAACACCACCUGCUCUCAGGAAGUGAGCUGUGUGUAGUGGGACCAACGUUCAACAUAUUCAAGUCUGAAGAAGUUUGCAGGGUGGGCUGUGGUGGACUGAGGUUACCCUGUGGACUUUCUGACCACUGGUAGUACUAUGGAGCAAUGUUUUUAGAAGUUGGUCUCCAUUUUGUUAGUGUGGACAAAGCAAGAACAGACACAUAGAGCUAAGCUGUCCUGUCGACAGCAUUGUGCUAAUCCACUGAUCAGCAGCUGGUGGCAGUAACGUGCCAAGAAAUGUAGCUAUCCAGCAACGAAGAAGGCUGGUAGCUAGCAGACGUGAUAGCAAAAAUGUAGUUAUCCUGUGCAGUUUUUUAUAGACAAAAAAACAUGUGUGUACACGCGUGUGUGAGUGUAUUAUAGCCUAAUAAGUUCCCUUGUAAAUUGUUUUUUUACUGUUUUUAAAGUCUCAGUAGUUUGACGUGUGCAUACUAUGUUUUCAUGGAGCCAGGGGGCCCUUCAGUAUCAAAUACGACAAAGUACAUUUCCCAUGUUUCAUGACAGCAAGCCAACACUUAAUGUGAGGACUUUCCUGCUCUCCAGCAAAACACUUUUUUACGUGCCCCUGGGAUAACAAUGGGAAUACAGAGUUUUUCCUUCCAAUCAUGGGAACCUGAAGAUAGGUCUGUGUUUCCUGGAAUGCAGCCCAUUAGGAAAGAGAUGGAGGGAACGCAGGAUGUCCUGUGUGAGUGUGUGAGUGGGGAGGACAGAGCCCAGCUGGUUGGGCUCUGUCCUCUCCGCUCCAGCUGGUUGGCCGUGGCUGGUGGAAUAGCUGUUCACAGGGAUUUUCUUCACAUCACCACUUCCCCUCUGUUAAAGACUCUGCCUCGAUGGUGCGGGAUUCCCUGCUCAGGUUUUCCAUUACACCUGUCCCACCGCUGCUGUCUUCUUUUUUUUUCCUGCAGACAUCUGUCAUAUGAUUGAACCUGAGUAACACCCCUGUUCAUAUGCGACUAGUACCAGUAUAACUAUAGAUUAUUAAAGAUUUGCCGCUGGCUUUUAUUUUGACACCUUGACAUUUCUCCUUGAGGUCACAUGUCCACAAUUAUACAGGGAUUUGUGAGUGUUUGUAUGUCAGUAUUUCACACCCAUAUACCUGCCUCCUCCUCCUCCUCCUCCUCCUCCCUCUGGACACUCUCCAGCCGUCUUGAGAGGAGAGUCAGUGAUAUCACAGCGGGGGCGGAGGCAUGUGUGUCUAUAAGUACAGGCCCCGCUCAGGGAGACCUCUGUGGAGCUGGGCUGAGCUGAGCUGUGCUGACAACAAGAUACUGUAGAUGAGCAAACAAGAGCAGACUGGUGUACGUCUCAGUGCAUGGACUCUGGACUGUGGAUACAUUUUCAUCCUGGAGCUGACAAACAAGACUUCUUUCUUCCUGGGACUUCCUGGACUGUGGAUCUGAGCGGCUUCUUACUUCUACACUUCUUUAUUUGGUUUGAAGGUUUUUCUCUUUCUGUUCAAUUGCUGCCAUCAGGAUGUUGAGCCCUGUUAUUUUGCAGCAGAUCCUUUCCACCCUGUUUGUGGUCGGCAGCGCUGGUGCAGUGAUGUCCACAGAGUGUCCGGCUGAGUGCUCCUGUGCCCCCUCACCUCCCCCGUGCCCGCUUGGUGUCAGCUGGGUGACCGACGGCUGCGGCUGCUGCAAAGUUUGUGCUCGGCAGUUCAAUGAGGACUGCAGCGCCGUACAACCUUGCGAUCACAUCAAGGGGCUACACUGCCAUCUUGGGGCUGGAGGAGACCCCGAGAGAGGACUGUGUCGAGCUGAGGCCCAGGGUUUGCCCUGCGAGUUCAGCGGGGGGGUGUACCAGCACGGCGAGGACUUUAAGCCCAACUGCCAGCACCAGUGCACCUGUAUGGACGGCGUGGUGGGCUGCAUACCCCUCUGUCCUUACCAAGUGCUCCUACCUGACUGGCGCUGCUCACGGCCCCGGCUGGCCCUGCUAGAGGGCGGCUGCUGUGAGGAAUGGGUGUGUGACGACGACAACCACAUCAGCGAGGAGCCCGACAAGCCGACGCACAGCUCCCUACCAGACAGCCAGGACCUUCCCAACCACAUCAGUGCCCUAUCGCAGGCGCAGGCUCAGCCUCGGCACCCGGCUCUCACCAGAGGGGCCACAUUCAGAGAGAGGGCGUACUUGCCCACGUCGGAGGUAUCACUCGGAUCCACCUGUUUCCCACAAACCACUGUGUGGACUGAGUGCUCCACCACAUGUGGGAUGGGCAUUUCAAACAGGGUGACCAAUAACAACCCAGACUGUCGGCUGGUCAAAGAAAGCAGGCUUUGCCAGGUCCGACAAUGUGAGCCGCAGCUUCCUGUGGCUAGCAAGAAGGGGAAGAAAUGUCAGCGAACCGUCCGUCCCCAGGAACCAGUCAGAAUCACCUUCGCCGGAUGCUCAACAGCACGGCGGUACCGCCCUCGCACCUGUGGGACUUGCACCGAUGACCGCUGCUGCACGCCCUCCCUCUCCCGCACCGUGCGUCUCCAUUUCCACUGCCCCGAUGGAGAGGGUUUCUACAGGAACGUCAUGUGGAUACAGCGCUGCAGUUGCAACGCAAGCUGUCACACACGCAGUGGGCCCUCCAGCCCUUCAGUCAGUCUACACAAUGACAUCCACACCUUCAGCCACUGAGGCUGACUCACCAUGCCCAGCCUUGGCCUGGCUCUCUGGGCGAACAGACUCUGCACCUAUCCCUACCUAAACCCACCGCCUCCCCUUCAGUCAGUUGGGUGGGUGCCCCCCCACCCCUCCCCAACCAGGCGACACACUUGCUUGCACUUUAAGCUUCAUGCCACGACGACGUCAGUUUGCCCACCCUAGUGGUGUAUUACCUCUCUGGGACCAGGGCGGCACUGAGGAGAACACACAGGAUGCUGCUGUGUUAGGCUGGCAGAGAGUUUUAUUUUUAUUUAUUUGUAACUUUGUGUAAUCUCCACAGCCAGCAGCGUGACCGUCUGCCAUAGAGAAGCUUGUUUAGAGUAGAUAAAGGAACGAUGCACGUCUCAUGCAUCUUCUAAUACUUUUGACUUAGUGAUGAAGAACUAGAUGACAUAUUCAUUAGUGACUAUAGGGACUGUGUGUUCAUUAUGGCCUGUACUUUGUCAUACAAUGUUUUCUUCAUGUGCUGAUUGUGUGUGUGUGUGUGUGUGUAUAGUUGAAAGUGUAUUGAUCUGUUAGAAGAAUGGGAAACUAUGAUGUUUCGCUUAUUAUCCUUCCACAGUAUAUAGAUUAAAGCAUUCAGUGUAUAUAGACUUCACUCUUAAUUGUGGAGCGGUAAGUUCUAAGAUCACCUCAUUUUUCGGGGUGUGAUUUUAUUUUAGUUUAUGUGUGUGUGCGUGUGUCCCCUUCAGAUUGUACAUACAAUGCUUUUUAUUUCGCGGGAGGAGAUAUAUUUAAGACAUGUUAUACUUGUUCUUUGGAUGCUUUGCAAACUCCUGUACAUCUAAUAAAAACAUAACCUGUAAUGCAUCUUAUUUUUUGGCUAAUGUUGGAAUUAAAUGUAUCACAAGA